UCAAAUUCUUGUGGUCGGCGGGAGCUUAAGCUGCAUAUGGUCAGACCCUAAAAUUGGGAUUUCUCUUGGACAAAUUGGAAUGUUGAAUUGAAAAUUUGAUGGAGAAAAGAAGGUCCACCUAAUUAAUGGAUGAAAGGGAACUCUCCACUUUCCAAGGGGUCUCUGACUCAGACACCCCAACGCCAUGGCAGAACCCAGAGGGCCCCAAAGCCAAAAAGCCAAGCAGAGGUCCACAAUCCCCACAGAAUCCUCAGCCACCCAAACGUGAGAUAAGACAAGAGAUAUUGAUCCAAUUCAGUCCAGGCAAAGGUACAUCCAAACCCAAUUUUUUUUUUUUUUUUGGUGAAGACAUCCAAACCCAAUUUCAAUACUAAAAAAGAGUAGGGCAAAACUUUGGCUAAGCCCGUAUCAUAUCAAUUUUGUUACCAUCACCCAUCAGUUGUUAGUUGCUACUCUGCUAUAUUACUGCCGGAAUAUUUGGUUCUCUGGCCGUUGUUCUUCUCUCCUUGUAGUCUCAGACUCACUUCAUCCUUUCUUCCUUCGACGGCCGCGAGACGACAAGUCAGGCUGCUGCUGCUGCUUGGUGCAGCUGUUUAUGAGAGAAUCCCCACUUCCCAGAUGCCAGGAACAAUUCAAGUUUCCGUUUUGGACGUGGACCUUCCAACUUCAUACUCAUCCUCUCUUUCUUUGUCAAUAUCUGUGAAGGUUUCCAUGGGCAAGAGGGAAUAUCAAACAAUGGGCAAGGGAGACUUCUCUUUCCCAUUAACGACUUUACGAGACAAAUUGGUUUUGACUCUCUUGGAUGGCGAUGGGAAUGAGCUAUCACGGACAGUUGUAGAGACGAUGUCCAUUGUUGAAAAGGGAAUCUGGGAUGAUCUCUUUCCACUUGAAGGAGGAGGGCAUCUGCACAUGAAGCUGCAAUUCAUCCUCAGUGAUGAAGAGCGCAAGCGGGUUCGAGAAAUGAGGGAAUCUGCAAUGAAGAAGAAACAUGAGGAGCUCAGCGGUAGUCAUAGACAGUUGGAAACUCCUGCUGCUUGUGAUGCUACUGUGGGUGUUAAUGUUGCUUCAUCGUCAUCAUCAUCAUCCCUCAAACAUGAGGUUGCAGAAAAUCCUGCUCAAGACAAAGCUAUAAACAUUGGAAUGCGAUACAUUCAAGGUGUUUCAAUAUCAAAUCCAGUUAGUCACAGCAACAAUCGACGGUUUUAUCCUGUAAACAAAGUCGGAACCCCACUUGAUCAAGUCGAGAAAACAGCCCCAGAUGGCAGUGAAGCAAAUCCAUUGGAGGCUCCUCUGUCACAAGAGCUUAAUGUCCUUGAUCCAAGCAAAGGUUAUCGCAUGAAUUUGGUUGGAAAGAUUGAGAUUCAUUUACCUCCUGCAGAUGUUCCUGUGAGGCCAAUUGCUUCACUAGAAGUGAUAGAUUCUCAGUUAGGUUUCUCAGAAUCAUCUGUUACCAAAACUAAGUAUGUAGCUCCUGCUAUAGUGAGAAAGGUUCAAACUCAUACACCUAAGGAGAUAGCAUUGGAGAGAAGUCCUAGCAGUGUAAGGAAUCUGAUAAGUGCCUUUGAAAGUAGUGUAGCUCAGGAAGUGGGAGCUGAUGCUAAUGCACCAACAACAACAUCCCAAUCAAUAAAGACUGGCCUAAAAUAUCCUUUGAAAGGUCCUUUUGAGAAAGAAACUGUUAGAAAGGAAACUAAGUCAAUGGAACAGAUAUCAUCUAAGCAUUUGAAUUCUUUAUCUAGAGCAAGAUUCUGGGAAGUGAGGCAACAAAGUCCAAAUCAUAUGACAAAACAUGGGGAACAAAAUGGAUUGGAUGCACAGACUGCAAAUGAACCAUUUGGGACGCUCUUACCACAGAGCCCUGGGCAGUUAGUGGUGCUGAGUUCAAAUAACACCCCAACUGACCAAACAAUGUCAAGUGGAAUAACUAUGUUCAGAGGAGUGGGUAAAUUAGAAUAUAGAUGUGAAGAGAGCGAGUCUCCAGAAGACUUCUGUGGACCAUCUAUAACAGAAAUUGCUACAGUUUCAGGAAGGAUGCUUGAUGGGCCUUUGGCUACGGAAGAACCUUGUGCUUUGUGCACAGACCAACAAGAUUUUGCUCCUGGUUUUGUGUUGGAGGACAAUGGAUGCAGAAAUUGCAGAGAAAAUUCAGACAAGAAAAAUAUCUUUGAAGAUUCAAAUAUAUGGAACAAAUCAGUAGCACAUACUGAAGUUGAAAGCUGUCCCCUAGAAAGCCCAGGAAGUUGGAUAUUACCAGAUGGGUCUAGACGUUUGUGUAUAACAGGGAGUGAACAAGUGAUGGAACUCAUGGGAAGCUGGGGUGUAUGCAGAGAAACCCAUCAAAGGGACAUGAAUCUGUUUAAGAUGGAUGGAUUUGAUGAGCAUGGCAUCCAUGAUGAUACUGAUAUUUGGGUAAAUAAAGAUGAUGUGACUUCUCAAUGUUCAAGAAAACCGAAUCCUGAAGGUUCUGGGGAUGUUACAAUGCCGGGGGGACUGCUUGGACAGGUAGUAAAGAUUGCAAUAAUGGUGGCGUUUGGGACACUGGUCCUGGUUACCAGACAAAGGAAAAGCAGAUGAUGUGGGUGAUUAGAGGUCUGUCAUCUUGAGGAGAGCAAUGAUGGGGUUCCCUAUUCAAGGUUGUUUUUUCCACCACUCCCCCCCCCCCCCCCCCAAUUUUUUUUUUUUUAGGAAGCUUGUCCCCAUGCAGUUGGAUCUUCAUGACCACUUAGAGCUGGUUUUUCAGAUCUGUGUACUGGUAUGAAAUUUUUUAUCCCUGUUAUUUUGGGGAUUAUUGGUUCUAAUGUAAAAUUUUCUUAGCUGGUUAUUGGAGAUUUGUGGGUUCCAGUGUAAACUUUCUUAGCUAGUUUCAAUAACAAUUUUGAGAUAGUGGCAACUAAUACAAUAUCAAAGGUUCAGGACUCCAA
Macadamia integrifolia is the source of this 2921-nucleotide messenger RNA. RefSeq lists its product as uncharacterized. NCBI's taxonomy places the organism in Eukaryota, Viridiplantae, Streptophyta, Magnoliopsida, Proteales, Proteaceae. The transcript has 12 exons. The coding region runs from base 619 to 2574 and encodes 651 amino acids. The record is from RefSeq and is a predicted model, not a curated record.